CUGUGCAUGCUGCAGGAAUUACCCACAAUCCUCCGAGCAGGAACAUGCUGAGAGUGCGCUGUCUGAGAGGAGGAAGCCGAGGAGCCGAGGCUGCUCACUUAAUCGGAGCCAUGGUUGGUCGUAUGGCAUCCUGUUGGGUUCAGAAGGUGUUUCAGAGCUCAAGCUCAGCCGCUGCUGUGAGAUCACAUGCAGCUGAGGACGUGGCCGUCACUGAGCUUGGGCCUGAUGAGUGCCCAGUUUGCACUUAUAACGAGUGGGACCUGCUGGAGGAAGUGAUUGUAGGGCGCGCAGAAAAUGCACAUGUCCCUCCAUUUACUGUAGAGGUCAAGGCCAACACAUAUGGGAAGUACUGGCCAUUUUAUCAGAAAUAUGGAGGGCAGACAUUCCCCAAGGAGCACGUGAAGAAGGCAGUCACUGAAAUCGAGGAAAUGUGCAGUAUCCUGCGCCAUGAGGGUGUCAUCGUGAGGAGACCUGAACCCAUCGACUGGUCCAUCGAGUACAAAACCCCUGACUUCACAUCCACAGGCAUGUAUGCAGCCAUGCCGCGGGACAUCCUGUUGGUUGUGGGGAAUGAGAUCAUUGAGGCUCCGAUGGCGUGGAGAGCUCGGUUUUUCGAGUAUCGUGCUUAUAGGCCACUCAUUAAAGAGUACUUUAGACGAGGAGCCAAAUGGACCACUGCACCCAAACCCACCAUGGCAGAUGAGUUAUACGAUCAGGAUUAUCCGAUCAAGACAGUCGAGGACAGACACAAACUGGCUGCAGAGGGGAAGUUUGUUACUACUGAAUAUGAACCAUGCUUUGAUGCUGCUGAUUUCAUCCGAGCUGGAACAGAUCUGUUUGUGCAGAGGAGCCAGGUGACUAACUUCAUGGGGAUUGAGUGGAUGAGGCGUCACCUCGCUCCCACCUACAAAGUGCACAUAAUCUCAUUUAAGGAUCCAAACCCCAUGCACAUAGACGCCACCUUUAACAUCAUUGGACCCGGACUGGUGCUGUCCAAUCCGGACAGACCAUGCCACCAGCUCGAGAUGUUUAAGAAAGCUGGCUGGACAGUGGUGCAUCCACCAACACCUUUAAUUCCUGAUGAUCACCCUCUCUGGAUGUCCUCCAAGUGGCUGUCCAUGAACGUCCUGAUGCUGGACGAGAAACGCGUCAUGGUAGAUGCUAAUGAGACUACCAUUCAAAAAAUGUUUGAAAAUCUUGGUAUUAAGACAAUUAAGGUGAACAUUCGUCACGCUAACUCCCUGGGCGGAGGUUUCCACUGCUGGACUACAGAUGUCCGGCGCAGAGGAAUGCUACAGUCAUACUUCCACUAAACCUACCAGAAAACUAUGCAGUUAUUAUUGAGUUCACAUUCACACAGCAAUAACGAUUAAUAAUCUGUAUGCAGUCAGGUCCUAAAUUGAGUGUGCUAAUAAUUAAAACAUGUAUGGAUACAAUGUGGAAAUCAAAAUGUAAUCUGAUUUUCCAUGUUAUCAAUUUAACAGCUAAAAAUUUCCACAUGCAUAUAAAACAUCCACAUAGAGAUAAAACAUCUAAUCUAAGUAGACCUAUUUGUCUCAAUUUCAUGUUAUUAAUUCUGUCAUUAUAUAGUUUAUUCAGAAGUUGAGACCUGACUGUAACAGUUAAUAAGUUUUACUUUUUUUUGUGUGUGUGUGUGUGUGUGUGUGUGUGUGUGUGUGUGUGUGUGUGUGUGCGCGAGCAUGUCUAUGCUUCCGCAGACAGAGAGCUGACACUCAUUCACAAUCUCAAUAACGACUGCAUUUCUGGCUAAUGGGACUGUCUCAUCUCCCAUAAGUGAUUUUUGGGUUUCAAAAUUUAUUAAAAAAAAUAAAUAAAUAAAAACUCAUUUGCAAAGAAAGAUGCAUAAAUCCACUGGGAAAUGAUAGUUUGAAUUAAAGACUUGUUUGAUUUCCAGAGACCAGUGAGCCAAUCAAGUGCAAAAAUACAACUAUUAAUUGUCAUUGAAUCUUAAGAACUGAAAUCAUUUUUUUUUCAAUUUGUGAAGAGGAAAUCAAAUUGUACACAGUCCCAAAAAGUCAUAACUACUGCACGAAAGUCCACCCUGCCAUCCCAUAAUGCCCAGGGAAGUUCUGCUCUCAGCGUCACCAAGACAACAAACACGGCCAGGAAAUUUAAAAAUGUCCAUAUGCAAAAGUUACUACCUCCUUUUUAUGAUUCAGAAACACACAUUUUCUUUCUUAAACAGUUAAUUCAAAUAUGAGUUUUGUAUCUUUUUUUUUUUUUGUAGUCGGUCUUUACACACUCAAUUUUCUUACAGUAUAUAUAUAUUUUUAAUAGGAUGUUGUAAGGUAGGGCGGCACGGUGGUGUAGUGGUUAGCGCUGUCGCCUCACAGCAAGAGGGUCCAGGUUCGAGCCCCGUGGCCGGCGAGGGCCUUUCUGUGCGGAGUUUGCAUGUUCUCCCCGUGUCCGCGUGGGUU
This is a messenger RNA of Neoarius graeffei (lesser salmon catfish), 2438 nucleotides long. It is a transcript of the gene gatm, whose product is annotated as glycine amidinotransferase (L-arginine:glycine amidinotransferase). The record is from RefSeq and is a predicted model, not a curated record. Gene Ontology annotation, cellular component: mitochondrion. NCBI's taxonomy places the organism in Eukaryota, Metazoa, Chordata, Actinopteri, Siluriformes, Ariidae. The coding region runs from base 45 to 1313 and encodes 422 amino acids. Gene Ontology annotation, molecular function: amidinotransferase activity. The transcript has 9 exons.